UCAGACUACAGACCCGACUCGCAGAAGGACGCGGCAUGUUAAGUGGGCAGGUAACGGUUAACUCCUCCACAAGUGGGAAAAAUAUGUCGAACUAAAAAGAGUUGGGGAAACCAAGCUGGAUUUUCUGAGCGCUUUCAAAUUGCAUUAACGGGUUUAUUUGUUGGCCGCAGGAGGAGAAAUUAAAAGUAUGUAGGAGCUGUGCGUAAAAGUCCACAAGAUUCCUCUGAGGGGUUGAUCGUCGGAGGGAAGACUGUGCCAAAGUGCGACUUGAGGGGCAGCUUAUUCAUGCAAAUUCAUAAAAUCAUAGGCGUGCCUUUGGGCGAUGGAGUCAUAGCCGGAAAAGCAAACCCCCUUCUGGAUCAUCAGCGACCUUCAAAGACUGUGAUGCGCAGCGCUCGGACGCACUGACAGCAGCACCGGGGCAAAUGUUUUAAAAGGGCAGAGAAAGAGAAGAGAAAGUUAGGGCUCGUUUUCUACACGACUUUUCUGUUGACUGGCUGCACUUCUUCCUCAACACAACCACCAGCUCGACUGCUGCGCCACUGGAUCUCCAACCGAAAGGGUUAUUGUGCAAACCGUAACGCACCGCCGCAGCUAUCACUAUUUGCCUUUGGUUUUUAAUAUUUUUUUUAAUUUAAUUUUUAUAUGUCAAUUCGGACGACUUCAAAUACAGAAACCUGAUGCGGAUGAAGUUAUAGUCGCCCUACUAUAUCGAAAUUGUGCGUAAAGACGCGACCACUGAUUUAUUCCUAUUUUGAAAAAAAUAAAUAAAUAAAUUUUCAUUGUAUUUAAAUCGUCGAGGACUUUUCACCCUUCACCAUGUCAGAGGACGACAGUAGCUCCACCACCAGCCACAUGUCUGACACGGAAGGCAGCAACGUUAGCGUCCUCAACUGGGAGCAAGUGCAGCGGCUGGACGCCAUCCUGACGGAGACCAUCCCGAUCCACGGCCGGGGAAACUUCCCCACUCUGGAGAUGCAGCCGCGGGAGAUCGUUAAAGUGGUGCGGAGUCGGAUGGAGGAGAAGCAGAUCCACGUCCGGGACGUUCGGUUAAACGGCUCUGCAGCCAGUCACAUUCUGCACGAGGAUAGCGGACUGGGCUUUAAGGACCUUGACCUCAUAUUUUGCGCAGAUAUGAAAGGUGAAAGUGAUUUCCAGACUGUGAAGGACAUAGUUUUGGACUGUCUCCUGGAUUUUUUACCCGACUGUGUGAAUAAAGAGAAAAUAACCCCGUUAACGUUAAAGGAAGCCUAUGUGCAGAAGAUGGUGAAGGUGUGUAAUGACUCAGACCGCUGGAGCCUCAUCUCCCUCUCCAACAACCGGGGGAAGAAUGUGGAGCUGAAGUUUGUGGAUUCUCUUCGGCGGCAGUUCGAGUUCAGCGUGGACUCCUUUCAGAUCAAACUGGACUCCCUGCUGCUGUUCUACGAGUGCUCAGAGAACCCAAUGGCCGAGACCUUCCACCCCACCAUCAUGGGCGAGAGUGUGUACGGGGACUUCAGCGAGGCCCUGGACCACCUUCGUCACAAGAUCAUCUGCACCCGGAACCCGGAGGAGAUCCGAGGCGGGGGUCUGCUGAAGUACUGUCACCUGCUGGUGAGGGGUUUCCGGGCCGCUUCCGAGUCAGAGAUGAAGUCCCUGCAGCGCUACAUGUGCUCACGCUUCUUUAUUGACUUCCCUGACAUCGGUGAGCAGCAGCGCAAGCUGGAGUCCUACCUUCAAAACCACUUUGUGGGCCUGGAGGACCGCAAGUAUGACUACCUGAUGACCCUCCACGGAGUGGUCAACGAGAGCACGGUGUGCCUGAUGGGACACGAGAGGCGGCAGACCUUAGGGCUCAUAGCCAUGCUGGCGGUGCGUGUUCUGGCCGAGCAGAACAUCAUCCCCAACGUGGCUAAUGUUACUUGUUACUACCAACCUGCUCCUUAUGUGACAGAUGGCAACUUCAGUAACUACUACAUAGCACAGGUACAGCCGGUGUUUGCUUGCCAGCAGCCUGCAUACUCCACCUGGCUGCCCUGUAACUGAGUCAGCCCUGAGGAAAGGUGGAGGGGGAGAGUCUGAUUUGUUUAAACAGGAGUGAGCGGCAUAGUCGCCGCCUCAAACCUGCCCAGUGUUUGACAGCAGAAGGAGUCUUCUUUUGUUAUGCUUGUGUUUUUGCUCAUACAGUUGAGUAUGAACAGUUGGCUUUCACUUCAAGUACGUAUUUCAGUGUGAAUCCCACAUUUCUUGAAAUGCCAACCUCACCUGAUCCUGCCCAGGCCAACCAGGUUUGGAAAAGACUAAUAUGGGAAGCUUGGAAAUAAAGGCUAAAUGCAAAUGUGUGAUGGCCUCAAACGCAAGCAGCAGAACUGUCAAAACUGCACAAGACUGACUGAAUCUGUCAAGAACUGAUUAGCCAGCGUGUUCCAACAGCAGACCAAAUAGCUGCAUCAGUGCCCUGAAGUUGACAGCUACUCCACACACACACACACACACACACACACACACACACACACACACACACGCUCACUCACUCUAGGUGAAAUCAGAGGUGUGUGCAGGGCUCCAAAACGAGCACCCUAGACGCUGCUUUAUGUCAGCUGAACUGAGGGGAGAUGCUGUUAAACUAGUUUGGAUAACAAACUGGCAUCUCCGCUUUGCAUUGCAUUUGGAUAUAAUUAUGGUUGUUUACAAACCAAAGAUUUUUUUGAUUGUUUCUAACAUUAAAACCCAAUUUUGGUGGGGAAAAAUAAACAAAAUAUGAAGCUAUGUCUAUUUGUAUAUGUGAACAUACUGUAUGUGUGUUUUUAAGUGCCUAUUGCCGCUCAGCGGGCAGAGAAAAGAAUGAGCAGGCCAUAUUAUUUUUGUGAAUUAGCCCCACUCUGGCACGCAAGACAAUAGCACCCCAGAGGCUUGUGAAUGUAUAUGUGAAAUCAUGCACAGUCUGUGUUUGUGCUCCUUUGGAUGAAAAAGAGCACCGUGCGUUACCGUGGAUCUUGCAGUAAAGUAGCAGUCAAACAUGCGAUUCACGGGUUGUAGCAAGAUUGACACAUUUUUCGCGUGGAUAUUUGGAAACUCCAAAUUUUCCUAUUCUCUGAGUGAUAAAUCAAACGUGCUGUGUUGCCAUGUCCCAAAUUAAGUGUUGCAUUUAUGCAAUGAGAAAGGAUGACAAGCAUUUUCAGAUCAUCAGCAACAAAAAAAACUUUCACUCACACACAGUUUCCUGUAUAUUUUGUGCAGUGGUGCUUCUCUUUUUCUCAACUGAGAAAAAAAAAUAGAAAAAUGAGUUCACAAGAAGUAGAUAAGAGUCAGAGAGAGGAAAGAGUGCAUUCAGAGAGAGGGCCCGACAGAGAGCUGAUGUGUGUUCCCCAUGCUUCCACCUACAGUAGAAGGAUAUUUGCAGAGACACCUCACCUCAGAUGAUGAGACAGUAUUUGCUGUAGCACCCUGGCAGGGAAUUCCUCAGCUGCUGCUGAAGAGCUUGAACGUAGCUGUUGUUGCGUCUGCAGAAGCUCUGUUCAAGGUUUAGAAAAUGUUGUGCCAAACAUUUUGGUGGCCCCGCUGGUAGCCCUAAAGUUUAAUGAGGCCAUUUCUUGACGUAGACGAAGAUGCUGUGUUCAUAUAGAAGACAGGGAAAGAGACAGUAAAUGGAGAAAAAGGGAGAGGAAGGAAAAUGUGGUGGUUUAAAAGGCAGAAGGGAGAGUGAGUCGGUCUGGAGAGAUGGGUGCAGCUGGUGAUGGGGUUUAUCUCUCUAGGGCUACCAUGGUUUACUGUACAAACUGUCUCUGUUAAGGUCAGAUUACAACCUAAUGGACAGUGUUGCAGCUUUCCCCUUUUUUCAGGGACACCAAAACAUUCUGUUAUCAGCAUUUGCUCUCUGUUUUAAUCAUCUGAUUGUUGUUCAAAAGAGUGGAAACUGAAGGAAAUUGCAUGCAUUCACACCAUCUUCAGGAGACUUUAAGUUGCAACCUAUGCUUCAUUUGUGAGGUUGCUUUAUUGAUGCUUAUUAAUGGUUUUUAUGCUUCAUUCCACACCAUUUUAAAGAACUGUGUGUAUAUAUAUAUAUAUGAUUACAUGCUUCAGCUUUGCCAAACUCACUUACUCCUUGCAAACUAUACUGCAGCCUUUCCUGAUGGCGGAUAGAAAAAGGAAAUGAUGAUUUUAAGCAUAAAAAGGUAGGUUGGGCUCAGAAGACCAGCAUCAACUCAGUACUGCGCUGAGAAUAGAAAUUCUUUCGCAGAAAAAAAGCAUUUCUUUCUCAUUCUCUGUCUCUAAUUCUAAUAAUCCAUAACUGCUCUGUUCAGUUGUUUCUUCUUCUCAGUGACUGUCCAUGUCGAUGGUAUCCUUUGGAUCGUGCAGGCAAUGUAUUGUCAUUUUAUACUCAGUGAAGUCCUAACAGCUGACUAGCUAGCUAGCUGGCUCCAGUCUGCCUGUCAGUUAGUGAUUGUGCCUAUCAGUUAGAGAUUGUGCGUUACUGCGUUGUCUUGUAUGCAUUGUCUCAAAUAUCUGUUUCUGUUCAUGCAGUCUUUUACAAAUCACACUUUGAAAAAGAAAGAAAAAGAUCCUUGUCUUGUAUGUAUAUUUUUUAUGAUUGUUAUUUUUAUAAAUGUAUCAGACACUGCGGGUGUUGCAGUGCUUUUGAAUCUGUGAUCGGGCUUCAAAGGAUAUGUUCUCAAUAGCUUUUUUUGCUAUAUUAUGUUAUGUGUCCAAUGGGUCAAAAGGUUAAAGAUGUUUUCAUCAAUAAAAUAUCUGAAAACCAGA
Messenger RNA from Siniperca chuatsi (mandarin fish), 4740 nucleotides. It is a transcript of the gene tent5aa, whose product is annotated as terminal nucleotidyltransferase 5Aa. The transcript has 2 exons. Gene Ontology annotation, molecular function: poly(A) RNA polymerase activity; RNA binding. Bases 820 to 2025 code for a protein of 401 amino acids. The record is from RefSeq and is a predicted model, not a curated record. Gene Ontology annotation, biological process: mRNA stabilization. Lineage: Eukaryota; Metazoa; Chordata; Actinopteri; Centrarchiformes; Sinipercidae.